AUGAGAGGAAGGAGUUAUAGUCCAUCUCCUCCAAGGGGCUAUAGUAGAAGGGGAAGGAGUCCUAGUCCCCGGGGGCGUCACGGUGGUCGUGGUAGGGAUCUUCCUACCAGCCUCCUAGUUCGCAACCUUCGCCAUGAUUGCAGGCCUGAAGAUCUUCGCAGGCCCUUUGAACAGUUUGGUGCUCUCAAGGACAUUUACUUGCCUAGAGACUAUUAUACUGGGGAACCCCGUGGUUUUGGUUUUGUGCAAUAUUCAGAUCCUCAUGAUGCUGCGGAGGCAAAACAUCACAUGGAUGGUCGAGUUCUUCUUGGCCGGGAGUUGACUGUUGUAUUUGCUGAGGAGAAUAGGAAGAAGCCAGUUGACAUGAGAGCAAGGGAGUCAACAAGGGGUCGAUUUCGUGAUAGAAGAAGAUCACCUCCUCGUUAUUCUCGGUCACCACGCCAUUCUCGUUCUCCACCUCCGCACCAUGCAAGUUCCCGGUCCCACAGUCGUGAUUAUUAUUCCCCUCCUCCAAAAAGAAGGCAUCACUCAAGAGGGAACCUUCUCAAAACUAAACUUCACACAUAUCUUCCCAUUGCUCCCUCUUUGAUUGUGCAUGUCCUGGCCUUUUACUUUGAAGCAGAUCUAUUUCAGCCCAAGAGAGGAGAUACAGUCAAGGGCGGUCAUAUUCACGAUCAAGGAGCCGCAGCCAAACUCCAAUUAGGGAUCAGAGCAGGAGCCCGGGCUCAACGCAAGGAGAUAGAAAACUUUGUUGAUAUUUUAGUCAAAUUGACGCUCCCAUCAAUCUUGGUCCCUUGCGAACCCCUUCAAAGGCAUCAUGUUUUGGCAUCUGGGUGCUUUGCUGUUAGGGUUUUGGCAUCUGGGUUUUUUCAAGAUUUAAGGGUUUCAGGGUUUUGGUUUGAUGUUUGUGAAGUUCUUUGGAUUCUUGAAUGUCUUUGCUUCUUGUUUUCUACCAUCAUGUGCUUGGAUUUGAUUGUUGAAAUUAUUGUCCUUUUAUUUGUCUAUGCGGAAAAAAUCAAGGCAUCUGUUGAAGCCAUGAAGCUCCAGCUAGACUGUGCUUUCUGGUCAUUGGUUUUUCUCAUCGCAUUCUUCUUGUGUUUGAAGUUUCAAAGCUAUGUAUCAGGCGCAUUUGUAGGAAUAAAUAUUGGGACCGAUGUUGUGAACAUGCCAUCGGCUCCAGAUGUGGUUGCAAUCCUUAAAGCCAAUAAGAUUUCUCAUGUGCGCCUCUAUGAUGCUGAUGCCCACAUGUUGAAAGCCCUUGCAGACAGUGGGAUUGAAGUAAUGGUUGGUGUUACAAAUGAGGAAGUCUUAGGGAUUGGGGAAUCUCCUUCAAAAGCAGCAGCAUGGAUUAAUCAAAAUGUUGCAGCUUACUUGCCUUCAACCAACAUUACAGCCAUUGCAGUUGGCAGUGAGGUUCUUACCUCAAUCCCUAAUGUUGUCCCUGUUUUGGUUCCUGCCAUGAACUACCUCCACAAAGCCCUUGUUGCUUCAAAUCUAAAUUAUCAGGUCAAAGUUUCAACCCCUCAAGCCAUGGAUAUUCUUCAGUUCUUGAAAAACACAAACUCCUACUACAUGUUAAAUGCUUAUCCAUAUUUUGGAUACACAUCUGGAAAUGGCAUUUUCCCUCUUGAUUACGCUCUUUUCCGAUCACUUCCCUCAGUCAAACAGAUUGUUGACCCCAACACUCUUUCUCACUAUGAUAGCAUGUUUGAUGCUAUGGUGGAUGCUGCCUAUUAUUCUAUAGAAGCUCUGAAUAUGUCUGGGAUCCCAAUUGUAGUUACAGAAACUGGCUGGCCUUGGCUUGGUGGAGCCAAUGAACCUGAUGCCACUGCAGAUAAUGCUGAGACUUUCAAUAAUAAUUUGAUCCGGCGAGUUCUAAAUGAUUCAGGACCACCUAGUCAGCCAAACUUCCCCAUCAACACGUACAUUUAUGAGUUGUUCAAUGAAGACAAGAGGCCUGGGCCUGUGUCAGAGAAGAACUGGGGCUUGUUUUUUACCAAUGGCAGUGCAGUUUAUAGUUUUAGUUUGAGUACUUCCAAUGGAAUUACUGGAAACAAUUCUGAUUUCUGCGUUGCCAAACCAAAUGCGGAUCCUGGUAAGUUGCAAAAAGGGCUGAACUGGGCAUGUGGGGAAGGAGGGGCUAACUGCAGUGCUAUUCAAGAAGGGCGACCAUGCUAUCUUCCUAAUACUUACCAGAACCAUGCAUCUUAUGCUUACAACGACUAUUAUCAAAAAAGCGUUCUGCCGGUGCAACAUGUGACUUUGACGGUACUGCUACAACCACUACGGCUGAUCCUAGUUAUGGAUCCUGUAAAUUUACUGGGAGGUGAGAAUCUGAAUCUGCUUGUAGCAUUGUCUAAACUUGUGAAUAUCUUGAAACAGUUCAACUGUCACUCUGACCUCGAAUGGAGGAUUUACAUCGCCUGUGGCACCUGGACCUGUGAGUCCUCAAGGAGGGAGUGGAACUAUGAACAUGCAUGUUUCGAAAAUUCAAUUUCUAACAUCAGCAGUGGUUCUUGCUCUAGUCUUGCUUUGACCCCUGGGUCCUUUCAGUUUUGCAUCUUGUUAGGCGAUUUAACAAGUGCUGAAGAUCAUCAACUUAUUGAAAAUGAUUAA
This is a messenger RNA of Dovyalis caffra, 2616 nucleotides long. Lineage: Eukaryota; Viridiplantae; Streptophyta; Magnoliopsida; Malpighiales; Salicaceae. The record is from the annotation of a GenBank genome assembly.